AUGAGGCGGGCAGUGCUUGUGGCAGCAGCUGCUGCUGUAAGCAGUGGUGCAGCAACGGCGCUGUAUUUUGGCACGGGUGGUGUCACGCCAUUCCCAAUGGUGGUGCACGCAAAGGAAGAUCGCACCGCCACCACUGACGCUACCACUGACGCCACCACCACCACCACAACUGCUCCUCAAACCCCGUCCUUGGCGGACCAAACGGACACGGCGCGGACAACACGGCUUGGGAACGUCACGUACGGCCAUGGCAAGCUCGCUUACUUCUUUCCAGGCGUUGCAGAGGACAAGCGCAAGCAACUUGCCUUGGACACGGAGGCCUACUACUCAACGACCGAUGCGCCCAGCGCAGACGCAAUGACAGAGCUGUUGUCCUGCUUUGUCCAGGACAAGGCGAGCCCUGUGCUGGACGCCACGGCCUGCCUGGGCGGCAACACGUUCAGCCUGCAGCGGCGCUUCAAGAACACAUAUGCACUUGAGCUCGAAGAGGAGCGAAUCCCACUGCUUGAGCACAACCUGCGCGUGUUGGGUGCGCGGGGCGUCAACGUGGUGCAUGGCGAUGCCCUGGACGUUGUCCGCGUCCCCGUUGACAACGGCGGCAAGCCCAAAGGCGCCACCACUGCUGCUGACAACAACGGCAAGAACAGCGGCAGCGAGGCCCGCAAUUGGGUUGUGAGGCGCAGGACAACGAGGGAGCUUCCGCGUUGGUUUGCCGCGGUGGUUGCCGACCCACCAUGGGAGGGCAUCGACUACGACAAGGCGGGCCCAAAGCGGCUGCGCUUGUCCACGGUCGAUUUGGCAGACUGGGUCGUGUACGCGUCUGCCGUCUCGCCUGUCGUCAUGUGCAAGGUCCCCUACAACUACGACUUCCAAGCGUUCCUCAACAAGCUGCGGGCCAGCGCACUGCACAGCGAGGCGGGCGCCCGGCCAUCGCUGCUGGUGCAUGCGAAGCUGCCCAAGUUUGACAUCCUCGUCGUCACCUUCAACUACGCCGGCCACUAUGCCGGCACCAACACCAGCAGCAACAACGACGGCGACGGCCAAAGCAGCCGCCACAACUACCAUCAGCACCAUCGCAGCUUGCAGGAGGAGCGUCUCGGGCCCCACUUCAUUGCACCACGCACGCCGACACACGCGGAUCUGGCCAAGUUUGAAGGACGUUUCGUUGGCGUCACCACGUAUGAACUGCAGUGGCAGGGAAAGCAGCUGUUUGAAGACGUGAACAAGCGCCCUGCACGUUACCGCGAGCCCACAAACAUUGAAGCACACAUCGAAGCCACGCACUAG
This is a messenger RNA of Salpingoeca rosetta, 1287 nucleotides long. RefSeq lists its product as uncharacterized. Gene Ontology annotation, biological process: 7-methylguanosine cap hypermethylation; 7-methylguanosine RNA capping. The transcript has a single exon. The coding region runs from base 1 to 1287 and encodes 428 amino acids. Gene Ontology annotation, cellular component: nucleus. Lineage: Eukaryota; Choanoflagellata; Craspedida; Salpingoecidae. The record is from RefSeq and is a predicted model, not a curated record. Gene Ontology annotation, molecular function: RNA cap trimethylguanosine synthase activity.